UCACCCUCACCAACCAACCUCUACCCAACCCAACGCCCACGCCCACGCACGACCACGCACAUCACCGCCAUCAACAACACGACACAAUGCCGCUCCUCCGACCCCCACCCGCGCUCUCGCAGCUCUCGCGGAUCUCCGUCCCCCGCCGCAACAUGUCGAGCGACCACGCACACGCCCACGAGUCGCCGUACGACCAGCCGUCCGGCUGGUUCUUGAACCAGGACCCGUCUGCGCCGGCAAAGAAGGAGGGCUGGGAAGGCAUCAUGUACUGGGGGUUCUUUGGGAGCUUGGUCGUGGCGUCCAUCGCGUACGCCUACAAGCCCGAUACCAGUAUUCAAACUUGGGCGCUGGAGGAGGCGAGGAGGAGGCUUGAGGUCGAGGGUAUCGUCCCUGACUCGACGAAGAAGAUUGCUAUCACGGAGCAGUUGAAGACUGUUAGUGGCAAGUAGGGUUCGAUAUACCUACCGCUACGGUCGGCUUUCUUGGUGGGGUUGGGUGGGGUUUCCUUUCUGCGUUGGUCGUUUUUUUGCGGGCUACCUACUGCUGCUGCUUGCUACUGUAUAGACAUUCGAAGAUGGGGAUGGUAACGGAAUGUACUUUUUUUUUUGCUUGCGAGGUGUGAUUUCGUUUCGUGGUUCGGGAAGGGGUGUAAAUGAUGUCACUUAUUUUAUUUUACGAAAUCUCGGGUACGUUUCCGAUGUCAGUUCGGCAGAGGGACC
Tricharina praecox is the source of this 719-nucleotide messenger RNA. Its product is annotated as ESSS subunit of NADH:ubiquinone oxidoreductase-domain-containing protein. The transcript is spliced from 2 exons. Bases 87 to 449 code for a protein of 120 amino acids. The record is from RefSeq and is a predicted model, not a curated record. NCBI's taxonomy places the organism in Eukaryota, Fungi, Ascomycota, Pezizomycetes, Pezizales, Pyronemataceae.